This is a messenger RNA of Zea mays, 2525 nucleotides long. RefSeq lists its product as uncharacterized. Bases 1829 to 2359 code for a protein of 176 amino acids. The transcript is spliced from 11 exons. Lineage: Eukaryota; Viridiplantae; Streptophyta; Magnoliopsida; Poales; Poaceae. The record is from RefSeq and is a predicted model, not a curated record.
CAGCCCCCUCAAGUCGGGGUACUCUGUAAAAAAAAAAAAAUUGGGGUCCUCCGCCUCCCGCAAUGCCUCCCCCUUCCGCCUCCGCCUCCCGCUUGGCGACCCACUGGAUAGCUGACGCCCUCGCCGACGACGAGUCCCUCGACUUCUCCGUGCUGAAGGCUCUGUUGGGGGACUCGUCGAAGUCCCUCGCGGGAGCCCCGGAGGCCACGCGUGAGCGGGUCGCGCUCCGGUGCAUUCAGGAGGUGUCGUCCGUGAUAGCCUCUGGGGGUGAUGCCGCGGCCCCGGCGGGGGUGCCUAGGGUUGAUGGCGCUUGGUCAUGCGAGGAUGUGUUGUUUCGGCUUAUCAGAGACGUUGGAAGCUCCGGAGAAUUGGAGAAGGAUUUGCUUCCACCUUUAAGUCAAGACAUCCAGGAAUAUAUAUGUACCAAGAAAUUUACACUACCAGAAACUUCUUUCCAGUUGCUUGGAAGUUUUGGAGAAUUGGAGGAUUUGCUUCCACCUUUCAGUCAAGACAUCCAGGAAAAUAUAUGUACAAAGAAAUUUACACUACCAGAAACUUCUUUCCAGUUGAGUUCCAGCGCCGCUUAAGCCCCGCGCCUUGUUCCCCGGUUUCCCCGCGACGGUUGAGCCCGGCUUCUCGGUCCUCGGCCCCAUCCAGGUGUAUCGUCGCCGGUGCACGGUCCCAGCUUCCAACUGGGCUCCAGGGCCUCAGUGUAUCAGGGUUGCAUGAGAUUCAGUGUAGCAGGGUAGCAGGGGAUUCGGUGUAGCAGAGUUUCAGCACCCCCGAAUCCCCUGCGUCCAGCACCUCAUCCAACCAUCCCGUUCUGUAGGUUCAAAGAAGUAAAAAACGGAUGUCAUUCGUCAGUUGUGGAAAUGAAGCACUACGACUUGUGCACAAUGAAUUUGAAUGAAGUGUUGUCGAGAGUAGAAGAGAUGUCACAAGAAGAAGCAUCUGUUUGCGGUCUUAUGGAUAUGGAUGAGCCUAGUCCUCCCAGUUGUGAUGAUUCAGUUGAGGUUGAGGACGACAGUUGCUAUGAAGGUUUAACUGAUGCAGAGUGGGCAGCUGAGAAUUAUGCAGAUUGGGAGGAACUUUAUAACCGUAGUAUGUGAUCUAGGAAAACUAUAAAGUGUCAUGAGAAGUACUAUUGCUGUAGUACCUGAUCCAAGUUGUGAGGACUUCUAUUAUGUUGUAGUAUGUGCUUGUGCUUCUAGUUGUGGUGACUUCUAUUAUGUUGUACUACCUCCGUUCUCGAAUAUUUAUCGUCCGCUAUUUUAUUUUUAAACUAAACCGUGACAAAUAAAAAAACUGAGGGAGUAGUAUGUGAUCUUACAGCGUGUUUGGUUUGCAGCACGGCAUGGAUCCAGAGUGAUCCGAACCUGUAUCCGAGCCUACAAAAUCGUUUGGAUAGCGUCACGGAGUCUACCCAUCCGUCAUCCACUCAUUCCAAAAUACAGCAUAACCCUAGCAGCGACUCGUUCCUCCAAAUCAACCGGAUGAGCUCACUCCGGUUCGUACCUCGCACAGGGGCGGCGGCAAGGCAGCUCUGAGGGGAUCUCGGCGGCGACGACGCGGCGACAGCGACCGCCGGGCUCGAGGAUUCGCACGGAGUGAACAAGGCUGAGCGUCGCCUCAUUCCGACUUCCGAUCCCCAACGGAAAGCGGAGCCAGGACCGGGAGCUGGAGCAGUUGUCUUCCCCCCUCGUCUCCGUCAACUGGUCUUUAAUUCUCUCUUUACACAUAUCUUGGUAUUUAAUUCUCUCAUCACCAGCGUAAGAAAAAACCAUUUGAAGCUAAAUUUUUCAACAAGCCACUUGAGAACUACCAUUACAUGGCUGUUAUAUUUGGGAAUCAUCAAGCAACUGGACUAUUUGCAAAAUGCACCAGUGAUCCCCUAGGUUUCGACACAUCUGAAAGUGCAGGUACAUAUGGUGUGGGUUAUUCUGGAGACUUGGCUGGUCAUGAGAGUAACAAUGCAAGUCCAACUCGUGAUAGUGGAGAAUCAUUGAACCCAAGUGGUCCAAUUCGUGAUGGUGGAGACUCAUCUACUCGAAGUGGUGCAAGAAGGAAGAGAGGGCGCAUGAUGAUGGAAGAUGAGGAUCCAUUGAUAUGCACUGUCACUGAAGCUUUUAAGACUCUUUCAGAUGCAAUCAAGCAGUCAGCACCACAACCACGUCCGAUAAUCCCACCCAACCUAUGGACUAUGAUGAAACAGAUUCCUGUUUUUGAAAGAGAACAUAUAGCACACUACUAUGGCUACUUGUGUGAGAAUCCAGCCCUUGCUUAUGCCUUUCUAGAGAUGGGACUAGAUGAUCAAAUGGUAUGGGUGUCUAGGUACAUCAAGACUCAUCUUUCUGAUUGAUGCAUCAAAAAAGCAGAUUAGCCUAAAACUUGUGUCUGAAACUUUUUAGUUAUUUCUAUGAUGGAUGGAGUCUAUGAAACUUAUCUUUGAACAUUGAUAUGGAUGUUGGAUAACUUCUCAAUUUUAUUUGUAUGCUGGAUAAUGUUGAAUAUGUAUGUUGGAUAAA